UUGAAUAUCAAUGUCGUUCGCCUCUUCUUCCAUCAAGUAAUGCAAUGGCAAAUACAGAUGGACGUCCUGACGUCGCCCAAAUCCUCUCUCAUCCAUCUUAUCCGGACACCAUAUGGAAGCUGACCCCCACGAAAAGCGAGUACCUCCCUGUUGGCGAAGGAAGAGGUGGACCAUUCAAGAUCCAUUAUGAAGUGCAUGGAAAUGGUCCCGUUAAGCUUGUGUGGAUAAUGGGAUUAGGUUCUAGAAAAACUGCAUGGCAAAGACAGACGUUGAAGUUCGGGCACGAAGAAGGAAACAAGUAUUCCUCUUUGGUCUUCGACAAUCGAGGAAUGGGCCUAUCUGACAAACCACUGCUGCGUUAUUCAACCAGUGAGAUGGCUAAAGAUGUCCUUGAAAUUCUCGAUCACCUAGGUUGGACAGCCGAGCGGGAGUUGCACGUCGCCGGCGUGUCCAUGGGAGGGAUGAUCGCCCAAGAACUCGCUUUGAUGGCCCCUAACCGUAUUUGCUCCUUGAGCCUCAUCUCCACGGCCGCACAAAUCGAGAACACAACCUCGUUCGUCGAAAACUUGCGCACAAGAGUCAACAUGUUCCUCCCUAAAACGCUCGACAGGUCCGUGUCUGACGCAGCCCAUAUGCUCUUCUCAAACGCCUGGCUUGACUCCCCCGAUGACACGCGACUCCCUAAUGCCUCGACACCCAACGUCGAGCUCCCAUCCUCCGGCUCGUACGGCAUGUUCGAGACCAACUAUCAGCGUUUCGCCGCCCAAGAGGUAACGAAGCGUUUGGACCUCGAUGGCUUUCCUAAGAAGGGGUUUAUGAUGCAAGCCAUUGCUGCGGGAUGGCAUUAUAAGAGCCCGAAACAGCUGGAAGCGUUGGGCGAUAAGAUCGGAAGGGAGAGAAUUAUGGUGUUGCAUGGCACGAAGGAUAAUAUGAUUAGUGUUCCACAUGGCCGGAAGCUGAUUGGGUUGCUUAAGCCGGGAGUGGGCGUUAUCAAGGAGGGGGUUGGACAUGUGUUUAUGCUUGAGGAUGCAAAGUGGCACAAUGAGAUGAUGGAGAGUCUGAUUUUGAAGACGGAGAAGUUGAAGGAGGGGAAGAAGUAGAUGCGAACUUAGUUGUGUAUGGUGAUGAUAAAGAUGGAAGAAGGGGCUGGAUGACCCUGGUACUAGACGCUAUAGCAUUACCAUCUAGAAGAGCGGACUGAGCUUCAAGAUCUGUUGUUGCACAUCGUCC
This is a messenger RNA of Hyaloscypha bicolor E, 1230 nucleotides long. RefSeq names its product alpha/beta-hydrolase. The record is from RefSeq and is a predicted model, not a curated record. The transcript has 6 exons. Bases 45 to 1100 code for a protein of 351 amino acids. NCBI's taxonomy places the organism in Eukaryota, Fungi, Ascomycota, Leotiomycetes, Helotiales, Hyaloscyphaceae.